Messenger RNA from Misgurnus anguillicaudatus (oriental weatherfish), 1884 nucleotides. NCBI's taxonomy places the organism in Eukaryota, Metazoa, Chordata, Actinopteri, Cypriniformes, Cobitidae. The record is from RefSeq and is a predicted model, not a curated record.
AUGUCUGGGGCCACCGGGAGCCGCAGUGCUACUGAUCCGAUCUGGGGCUCGGGCCACGCAGGGAGGGUUCAACAUCUUAAAAAUGCCUGGGCAGCCGAGAGACCUCGCUGGGUCUGGGGUCAAGCCUCCUCUUGCUGUGUACCGCCGAGCAUGUCGGGGAUCCGGGGAGAGAUGCGGUUGAUAGGGAAGCUGUCCUUCAGUGACAAAGUGAAGCAGAACGAGGUGCAAGGGAGGCGAUUGGCCCCGGUUUUCUUCUCCGAGCCCCUGGCGAAAGCCUUCUACAGUCCUGGAAGUCCUCGGAUGCUCUUGUUGCUGCGACGACCACUGGAUGCUGCCGCCGCCUCGCGUUCCGUCUCUACAGUGAUGCUGAUGUGGAGGAGAUACCUUCUGUCGCCCGUGACGACAGACUCUGACUUCACAAAUGAGAAUGGACAACUUUGUUCGCCACUGUCCAUGGUGGAAGACAAAGGAUUUAGAGGCAUGAUCUCAACUUUUAAUCCCAAAUACAACAUGCCAUCAAGAACAUAUUUCACACAACUGAUGGAGAAGAAACACAGAGACAUCACAGAAAAAUUAAAAGCUGUCCUAAAGCAAACAGAGUGUGUUGCUUUGACAACAGACAUUUGGACCAGUGUGGCAACAGAGGCCUACCUGGGGGUGACAUGCCACUUCUUAGGGGAAGAUUGGGAGAUGAAGUCCCUCUCUCUAACCACAAUGCCCCUAGAAGAGAGACACACUGCAGCCAACAUUGCAGACUGGCUAGAGGAGACAACUGCCAAAUUUGAGAUUCCAAUUGUAAAGGUAAAGGCAGUUGUCCAUGACAAUGGGCCCAAUGUGGUGGCAGCAGCAAGAAUUCUUAGAGAGAGGCAUGGGUGCUUAGUGGAAUACUUCAAAAAGAGUGAACUGGCCUGCACUAAGCUUAAAGAAAAACAACAGCAGAUGGGAAAUCCACCACUCAUGUUGAUACAGGAUGUCAGUACCCCAUGGAACAGUACGUAUCACAUGUUAUCAAGACUCCUAGAACAGCGAUGGCCUGUGACUGCAGCUCUCUCCGAUCUAGCAGUCAAUCCAAGAGGUAAACACCACUACCUGGAUCUAAAGCCAAAGCAGUGGCACAUCAGUGAGGAGUUGACACAGGUCCUUGGGCCAUUUGAAGGAGCUACAGAGUUUUUUAGUGGAGAACAGUAUGUCAACCUCUCUGCUCUUCCACAGCUGGUCCAAAACCUUAAAAAGUCCACACUGACUGCAGAACCCGAAACCGGACCAGUGAAGGCAUUUCAGGCUUCUGCUGCACAGCAGAUCACAGAGAGGUGGCAAGGGCUGUAUGAAUUUCUACCUAAUUCUCCCAACCCUGUCCUUCUGGCUGCUGCUUUGGACCCCAGGUUUAGAAAACUGAAGUUCUUGCCUGUGGAAGAGGUGUUGAAGGUCCAAACUACUAUUCAAUCAAUGGCACUAGCUGCCAGAAAGGACUCAAAACAGACACAUGUAAGGGUAGAGGAAGCCACUGCCACCACAUCAGCUACACACACUAGAGGUAGAUCACAUCAGAAAAGUAUUCUGGGAUCAUCAUCAGAGGAUGAGGAUGAAGGAGAGGAUGAGGAUGAGCAGAUGAACAGAGCAGUGCAGAGGGAGGUCUUGGAGUAUUUUGGUGAACAGCCCAUUUCCAAAAAGGAUAAUCCACUGCCAUGGUGGAGAAAAAAUCAAGCAAGAUAUCCAACCUUGGCACAGCUGGCAAAGUCUUUCUUGGGGAUCCCAGCAACAUCAACACCUUCAGAGCGCUUGUUCUCUGCUGCUGGGAACAUUGCCUCAAAACGUAGGGCAAGCCUAAGUGCUGAGCAUGUGGAUAUGUUGACAUUUCUCCAUUGCAACUAUAAGCUGUUGUAA